CACAAUGUCGAACACGUGCCGUACCUGUGGGGGGUCCUCCUUCACGGUGGACUGCGCGGUCAAAAUGUGCGACCAGUGUGGCACAGAACAAACACAUUACGCAGAGUACAUGAGUCAGGAGAUUUUCACGGAGGUGGAUCGCUCUCGGUAUGCGUCGCAGCUUGCCGAUGAAAGAGAUGAUGUCGAUUCGGUGGAUUCUAAACCUAAAGAGGCAGUUCAGAAUGACUGGACAACAUAUGAAGCCUUUAACAUUGUCUUGUUUGAGUGGACACAAGCGUUGCGUGCCAGUGGAGCUUCCAAGAACUUUCAGGAGAUAGUGUUCAGGCUGUGGGUCACAUACCUGCAGCGUAUGGAAGUGGCUUUCAUGCCUUUGGAGGGGAAUAAGGACUUCAAACCUAAGGCAUCCAUUAUGGAGAGUGUAAGAGACCUACAGUUGAUACACGGUGGGCAAGAGCAGGUAGUUUCAACCUCGUCCAAGCGCCAGCGGAAGACCCCUAACAAAGAGGAGUCGUUGGAUAAGUUAAAGAAGAAGGUGGAAAACAGGAAAUUAAGGAAAAUAAACGAGAAUGCCCUAAGUAAAUAUCUAGCACAGGAAAUGAGUAAGUCGAUCAUAGAGAUGGCAGAAGAGUCGUCAGACGCUGAAUCGGGGAUUGGCGACACUAAUGGGAGCAAAAGAGGUAUAAAGAGGAAAAACAGAUCAGCUUGCAGCAGCAUCACAGAAGAUGAUACAUUGGAGGGCAAGACAAACUUAAACAGGUCCAGGUCACAGAGCUCGGCAAGUUGCAGCAUUGCAGGGGAUGAUAUUUCAGAGGCCAAGGAUGGUGUUGACAAUUUCAAAACCCCAGUCCUGUGCCGCAAUUCCUUCAUCAGCAAGCAUGUCAACAAAUACCGGAAAGAAAAGGAUUUACAAAACGAAAAAACAAGUCACGCUGACAAGGCACACGCUGCUGCAUCCAACAGCUUUUCGAUGACAAAGCUCUACAUCCAGGGCAGAAUGCCAUUCCAUCUGAAUUACAAGAAGCUCUUGGGUCUGCUGUAUCUUGCCGUCCUUCUCUCAGAGGAGGAGAUUUUGCUGAUGGAUAUUAUCAGAUGGUGCCGAGAAGGCCACAUCCCCUAUGUGUCAGCGCAGAACCUACUGAAUCAGGACAUGAAAAUGAUCCGGGAAGACAUGCCAGUGUUCAGGAAGGUGGUUGUCCCCAUGGCUGAUGCGAUCCAAGAAGUUGCAGGGAAGAUGGCUGCCUUCCUUUCAGUCCAGUACAUACCACUCCCUAGGGAGGAUUUGAUCAUUGAGAGGAUUGUGGAGAUCCUUCGGUUGCCAGAGGCUGUGAGCUCCAUGGCCAAAGACCUGGUACAUCACGGCAAGUGCAAAAUCGACCACAGUUUCUGCUUGCGUGUCCCCGACUUGGAAGCGAUUGCCAUGGCUUCUGUUAUUUCCAUCGUGAAACUGUGCUGUGGCCUUGAUGGCUUUCAAGAAGUAAGGCUCUCGCAAGCAGCGAAGAUUAUGAAUGAACGCCAUAAGGACAAACCCGCCUGGACACAGCUCUUUUCCUGGGAGGAGUGGGAAAGGCACAUGAAUUCUCUGGUGUGGUUUUGUAGCCAAGUGAAUGCAGUAUUUGCACACCAUUUCAAGUCAUUUGGCACUGGAGGAGUCAAUGCCAAAAUUCUUUCUCAGUUUUAUUGGGAAGAAGGGAUUUGGAGAACACCAAAGACUAUUACAAACUAUGGGCAUAGUGAGGCUGCUUACAAGAUAGUAGAGAAGUUUUUAGACUUCCAGGGAAAGCCCUUGGAAGAUAUGGUAGAUGAGGACACUGUUUUAAGAAUGUCUAGGAGUCCUCUUAUGGAUAUUGUGAGCCAUUUCUUGGUGAAGUUUAAGGAUGACAAAGAUAAAUCCAUUCAGCAGUUAGUUAAGAUUGGCAGGAGAUUGCAGAGGAAGACUUUCAAGACUCAGAAGAUAAACUGGGCAGCUGAUCUGAAAAAUGUCCAGGCAAAACUGUCAAAGUGUGGCUCCAACCUCAUUCUGCAGCCUCAGACUCUGUUGGAAAGCAAAGAUAGUCACAACAAGAAUAAUAAUAAGAGCUCUAAUUCCAAAAUCCAUUCCAAGAGUAACAUAGAUCUGGAAGGUCCCAUAUUGGACAAAUCAGAACAGAAGCUUUUGAUACCACAGCCUCACAGAAAUAUCUGGAGGGCCAACUGGACGCAUAAAAAUUGCCUUGAAGCAUGGAAUUCCUGUCCAGCGAUUUACAAGUGGAUAAUCAAUCUUGGCAGCCUGAUAACUGAGACACAUAGAAAUAGGCUAUUGUACUACAUUGAGAUUUUUGAAAAACUUAGUUAGGAAUGUCUUAAAGUUGUAGUUGCUGUACUGACUGAAGCCUGACUUCCAUAUUAAAAAAAAAAGAAUUAAAAAAAAAAGAUUAAAUGGAAGGUCACUGACCUUAGAAAUACUGACAAUUUUGGUUGUGUAUAUUUUGUUAUAGAAUAUAGAUAUUCCUUGUUAACAUUGUUAAUCUUGUAACAAAGUGAUGCCUUAGGACUUCCUCUAGUAAGACAUUGUAUGUAGAAAUGAUUACUUGACCUAAUGGAACUAUUUAUGUAACAUCAGUACUACUCUGUGAUACAACUCACUCUGUGAGAAACAUCGUUUGACUGCCAGUCUUGGUAGCCGUCUAAUGAUUCAGUUAGCAUUCAACUGUCAAAAUGCUAUUUCCAUUUAAAAUCUAAAAUAUUGGUCAGAAUAUUUCCUUAGUUGCUCUCUACAGAAAGCCACUUGUAGAGCACAAAGCCACUAUGUAGUUGAAACUGUACCAUCAAUAUAUUUAAAAAUAUACUAGGUAGAAACGUAUCUGGACAAAGUAC
Molecule: messenger RNA, 2853 nt
Organism: Penaeus indicus
Lineage: Eukaryota; Metazoa; Arthropoda; Malacostraca; Decapoda; Penaeidae
Gene: TAF1B
Product: TATA box-binding protein-associated factor RNA polymerase I subunit B-like
Exons: 12
Coding region: 5-2332 (775 amino acids)
Biological process (GO): nucleolar large rRNA transcription by RNA polymerase I; RNA polymerase I preinitiation complex assembly
Cellular component (GO): RNA polymerase transcription factor SL1 complex; RNA polymerase I core factor complex
Molecular function (GO): RNA polymerase I core promoter sequence-specific DNA binding
Source: RefSeq, a predicted model, not a curated record